Messenger RNA from Gasterosteus aculeatus aculeatus (three-spined stickleback), 1639 nucleotides. NCBI's taxonomy places the organism in Eukaryota, Metazoa, Chordata, Actinopteri, Perciformes, Gasterosteidae. The record is from RefSeq and is a predicted model, not a curated record.
GUCACAUGGCCGGAACACAACAAACUUACAUCCGGUUUCAGCACGUUGCCUUUUCCCUUAUAUUACCAACAAACCUCAAGCGCGUUCUGUAAAAACAGAAACAAUUCACCAACAUGCCGAAAGCCAAGAAGUCAUCGAAGAGAAAAAAGUUCGACUACAACCAGGACCGGAAGAAGAUGAGGAAACGGUCCAACAAGAAAUACAACCCCAGGAUAGAAAAUUCACAGAUUCGAAAUGCGUGGGACAACAAAAAGUCCACUGCCAAGAACCUGCAGGAGAUGGGUCUGGCUUUUGAUCCAAACCGCACGGUGCCAAUAAAGAAAAGCAGCCUCCUCGGCCCGGAUAAACCAACGAAAGCCCCCACCGGCAUCGUGACCAAGCCCUACGUACUCAACCAGUUGCAGAAAGAGGCCAACGUUCCAGAGAGAGACUGCAAGACGCUGUCCUCUGAUCUGAUCGAGUACGCUCAGUACAUGAUCCGAGAGCACAACGACGACUUCAAGGCGAUGGCCCAGGACGAGAAGAACUACUACCAGGACACGCCCAAACAGAUCAAGAGGAAGAUCAGCGAGUACAUGCGGUGCCACCCGGACGACUUCGACGCCUUCAUGGACUCGCUCGCCGCUCCGUAGCGGCGGCCCGGGGAAAAGCAGCCGAGCCGGUUCUGGACUCCCUUUUCCUCCCGCGUGUCAGGAUGUCGUUGUGUAGAGACGUAGUGCGAGCGGGACACGCGUCCGGCGUGGGGAUGUAGCUGAUGCUCGUGGACAUCUGCUACAUCCCGAUGGGGACGAGCUGCAGCACUCGGACCCUGUAAAGAUUUCCUGUUUUAAUGAAAUUGUGUGUGUGUGUGUCAGUCAAACGUGCUUAGCCGACAUGUGUUUGCAAUGAAAUCAUUUAAAUAUCUCUAGGCUCACUUUGCAGACGUCAUUGGCUUUCUCUCUGGGCGGGGAGGCGUUUUUUUUUUAAAGCAGUCUUGGCGAGGACCUAAAAGAGUUGUAUAAAGGUCACAACUUGAAGUGAAUUCUAAGACGUUCAACCCAAACUUUUCUACACUUCUCCGCAUUUCCUUUUUCCCAAAAUCUAUUGUAAAAUAAAUUAGAACUGCUGUGCUGCUGUGUUUUCCUUAAUGUUCAGUUGUUGUAAAACCUUUUUUUCCAGCUCCAAAUCCAGAUAAAAUGACUUAAUGGCGAAUAAUUAAAGGACGAGGUCUACCUGACAUAUUGAGUUACUGUUUGUCUGACGUCGCAACGCGUGUUUUCUGCUGAAGAAACCUCUGGAGAUGCUUCCAGCGCUCGAGGCCUGACGUUGGUGCUUGUUUCAUUACGGCUAAACGCUGAGCGUAUGCUUGUGUCGCGUGGACCUGGAACCCGUCGUCUUCGUCCUCGGCUGCUGCUGUUGAGGUCACACCCGUUAUCCGCCCCACAAGGACUGGAGGAACGUGGAGAACUUUGAAUUCCACGCAUGAAACACUGUUAUUGGAGAGACUAAAGGCUUCUCAUAUAAACGUUACUAGUACUUCACUGCACCCUGGUAAAUGACUUCGAUGUGUAAAAUCAGUGGAGUUCCGCAAGUCCGAAUAAAUCAAACGGACAAUCGACCCUUUCAUGACGUUUAAAAGAGAAUAAAGCAUAAAGCAUCA